This is a messenger RNA of Salvelinus sp. IW2-2015, 7188 nucleotides long. It is a transcript of the gene trpn1, whose product is annotated as transient receptor potential cation channel, subfamily N, member 1. Gene Ontology annotation, molecular function: protein binding; calcium channel activity. Lineage: Eukaryota; Metazoa; Chordata; Actinopteri; Salmoniformes; Salmonidae. Gene Ontology annotation, biological process: protein localization to ciliary inversin compartment; calcium ion transmembrane transport. The record is from RefSeq and is a predicted model, not a curated record. Gene Ontology annotation, cellular component: ciliary inversin compartment; membrane.
CAAGGUAACAAGAGCACAAAGGCGGAGUUAUAAAAGUUUAACUAGUGGUGGAUAGGGGCGGUGGAUUUUCCCAUGUUGGAGUUAACGGAAUGCUGGUUAUUCUACCUCAUACAAAGACGGGGAAACUUGAAGCACAAAUUCUACAAUCAGAAUGCUACUUUCGAAUUACACCUGCCACGGGGACAUAACUUUUAGCCACGCGCAAUAAGAAAAAACGAUAUUCUCAUUAGAUAUACUCGUGUAAAUUGUGCAUUUAAAAAACGAUUGGUAGCCUAUGUAAAAGAUGUCUGAGACAUCUUCAGUCAACUCUGGGUCCAGCCAGCGACUCUUACAGCUGUCUCUGAAGGGUGAAUGGAUUGCGCUCGAGCAAACAAUCAAAGGGUUGGACAAGGGAGACCCAGAACUAACCGUAAUCGAUGAGGAGUCUGGCUUGAGUCUCCUGAUGAUUGCAGUGAGGGAGAACCGCCUGUCUGCAGUAGACAGACUACUGGAGUUAGGAGGCAGCCCUAGUGAAAGGACAAAGGAUGGCAGGACUGCAUUGCAUGUAGCUGCAGCACACUCCAAGGAAGACAUUGUGAAGCUCCUGGCCAGAAAGGCAGAUCCUGACUCACUAGGAGGGCCCAAGGACCAGCUACCUCUCCACUUUGCUGCCUCCCGAGCCACCCCAUCCCUCGGUACCAUCCAGACACUGCUAAAAUUCUCCAGCAAAGAGGCCCGGCUCGUACCAGACAAGGAUGGCUGCAUUCCACUGCUCUUAGCCGUCGAAGCCGGGAAUGUUGGAAUCGUUAGGGAGCUCCUUGGAACUCUAUCUGAGCCUCAGCUUAGGGCUCAGAAAACAGAUGGCAGCACCCUGAUGCAUGUGGCCUCCCAGUGUGGACACCCAGAGACCGCCCUCACCUUCCUGAAGAAAGGGGUCCCACUGCACAUGCCCAAUAAGUCAGGUGCAAUGUGUCUCCAUGCUGCAGCCAAGCAAGGUCACACAGCUGUAGUGAAGUCUCUUCUCCUGAAGGGGGCACACGUGGACAGCACCACUAAAGACGGCCUGACGGGCCUACACAUCGCUGUGCAGAACUGCAAGCCCCUCGUGGUGCAGAUGCUACUGGGCUUUGGGGCUCAGGUCCAACUCAAUGGAGGCAAGGCCCAGGAGACCCCGCUGCACAUCGCUGCCAGAGUGAAGGAGGGGGAAAAGGUGGCUGAGAUGCUGCUGAAGAGUGGGGCUGAUGUCAACGCAGAGCAGGAGAAUGGGGAGACGGCAAUGCAUGUUGCUGCUCGCCACGGUGGACUGCGUAUGAUGAGAGCCCUGAAAGAGGAGGGAGGAGACCUCACCUGGAGAUCUAAGGCUGGAGAGAACCCUCUCCAUGUCGCUGUGCGCCACUGUCAUGCCCAUGUGGUGGAGGACAUUCUCACCUAUCUGACCAGUGAGAGAAGCCGUGAGGAAGCCCAGUGCUGUGUGAGCCAGGGGAACAGGAAAGGGGAGACAUCGUUGCACUUGGCUGCUGAGCUGCAGAAGGAGAGUGUCCACAGAGAAGGAGAAGACGUACACAUUAUCAAGACUCUGAUGGAAUAUAACGCAGACAUCACUGCAGCAACCAGAGAGUCCUGUGAGACUCCCUUUCACUACUGUGCCAGAGUGGGCAACACUGACGUCCUACAGGAGAUGCUCAACAGUGUUCCCUCCAGUCGCCUGCAGAUGGCAGUCAACAAGCACUCCAAGAAUGGCUGGUCCCCGUUGUUAUUGGCUUCUGAGAGAGGUCACACAGAAGUUGUUAGAAUCCUGCUUCAGAACCACGCCAGGGUGGACGUCUUUGAUGAGGACGGCAAGGCAGCUCUCCACUUGGCAGCAGAGCGGGGCCACGAGGACAUUGCUGACAUUCUGCUGUCCCAUAAGGCCUUUGUGAACGCCAAGACCAAGCUGGGCCUCACUCCACUACACCUGGGGGCCCAGAACGGCUCUGCCAGCCUGGUCAGACAACUGGUGGAGACACACCUGGCCAGCAUCGACGCUCUCUCUCUGACUAAGCAGACUCCUCUCCACCUCGCUGCCAUCAGUGGACAGCUGGAUGUGUGCAGCAGCCUGCUGCAUCUCAGAGCAGACAUCACUGCCACAGACAUACACGGCCAGACGCCCCUCCACCUGGCUGCAGAGAACGACCAUUCUGAGGUGGUCAAGCUGUUCCUGAAGCACCGUCCAGAGCUGGCCACCCUGGCCAACGUGGAGGGGGCCACCUGCACCCAUAUCGCUGCGGCCAAGGGCAGCCUGGCCGUCAUCAGGGAGCUGCUCAAGUUCAAACAGGGGGGAGUGACCACGCUGAGUAACAAGACCAAUGGCUCCUGUCCUCUGCACCUGGCGUCUGCUGGGGGACACACCGAGGUGGUGAAGGUCCUCCUGGAGGCUGGGGCGUCUGUAGCUGAAGAGGACGCAGAAGGGAUGACAGCCAUUCACUUGGCAGCCAAGAACGGUCACACACACAUCAUGGACGUGCUGAAGGGAAGCAUCUCCUUUAAGAUCACCAGCUCCAAGACAGGGUUGACUGCGUUGCAUGUAGCAGCCCGUUUUGGUCAGGUGGACUUUGUCUCAGAGAUCCUUACCAAGGUGCCGGCCACCAUGCGCAGUGACAUCCCAAACAGUAACAGUAGGGAGGGAAUACCAGUGCAGCAGCCCCCUUCAGAGUCAGGAUACACUCCCCUGCACCUGGCUGCCCAGUCUGGCCAUGAGAGUGUGGUGAGAUUGCUGCUCAACUCCCCUGGUGUACAGGCAGACAAAGUGACAGACAUACAGGGCUCCACCCCCCUUCACCUGGCAGCCCAGAGUGGUCACAUGUCUGUGGUGGGGCUGCUGCUGAGCCGCUCCAGCUCUCUGCUGCACCUGAGGGACAAGCAGGGCCGCACCUGUCUGCACCUGGCCUCCGCCAGCGGCCACGUGGCCAUGGUCAGAGUGCUGCUGGGCCAGGGGGCCGAGAUCAACCACACCGAUCUAGGUGGCUGGACCCCGCUCCACUACGCAGCCAAAGCAGGCUGUCUGGACAUGGUGCGGUUCCUGGUGGAGAGUGGGGGCGUCGGCCAGUAGAGUGCCAAGGGGGGACGAACACCACUGCAGUACGCUGCCGGAGAUAACCACCAGGAGGUUAGCUUCCUGCUACGACGACAAGAGAACAACAUACUGAGACUGCUGGAGGACAGGAAGUUUGUGUUUGACCUGAUGGUGUGUGGGAAGCUGAACUCCAACACUACUCUGGAGGAGCUAGUUCUUCACUCCGCUGCUCCCUUGGACACGGCCGUGCGUCUGUCCCGAGCCCUGGGCCUGGCCGCCCUCAGGGAGAAGGAGCGCUACGUGGACCUCCAGGCGGCAGCCCACCACUGUGAAAGCCUGGCCUCCGACCUGCUCAGCAUGGCCUCGACCGGGGGGAGGGGAGCCGGCGCCGUACUCAGGGCGGUGGACCAUAGAGGGGCCAGCGUGCUGGACUGCCUGAUCGAGGGGAGGCAGAAGGGAGUGGUGGCCCACCCGGCUGUCCAGAAGUACAUGACGGAGGUGUGGUAUGGCAGUCUGCAGUGGGACUCCUGGAGGAUCCUGCUGCUGUUUUUUGGCCUGCUGCUCUGCCCUCCACUGUGGCUGUUCCUCUCACUGCCUCUCAAACACAGGUUCAACACCAUCCCCAUCGUGAAGUUCAUGAGCUACCUGGUGUCCCACGUCUUUCUCCUGGCCCUCUUCAUCCUCACCAUCGCCUACCCCCCGCUGAAUCCCAUCCACCUGGGUCACCUGCUGCCUGGAUGGAGUGAGUGGCUGCUGCUGGCCUGGCUGGGGGGCAUGCUGGUGUCUGAGCUCACCCAGCCAGGGGAGCGCCACGGCCUAGCCUGGAUCCGAGUGCUUGUCCUGGGCUUCUCCGCCGCUGCCUUGCUCUGCCAUCUCCUGGCCCUGGUUCUCCAGCUCUGGCCCCCCUCCCAUCUCCACUGCCUUUUCACCCGGAACGUCCUACUAGCCGUGGCCAUGACUCUAGGCUUCAUCCAGCUGCUGGAGUUCCUGACCUUCCACCACCUGUUCGGCCCCUGGGCCAUCAUCAUCAGUGACCUGAUGAAGGAUCUGGGAAGGUUUGCCGUCAUCCUGGCGCUCUUCCACACCGCCUUCACCAUGAGCUUGUGUGCCGUCUACAAUGCCACCUUUGUGAAGCCGGAGACAGCAGGCCACACCCCUCGGGAGGUGUCGGUCCUGCUCUUCUUUGCCCUUUUCGGCCUGACGGAGCCUAAAGAAAUGCCUACGUUAGUGGGCUCGCCCCCGGCUGCCGGCGUGGUCGCCCAACUGGCGUUUGGCAUCUACCUGGUGGUGACGGUGAUCGUGCUGAUCAACCUGCUCAUUGCCAUGAUGAGUGACACCUACCAGCGCAUUCAGGCCCGCUCGGACACUGAGUGGAAGUUUGGCCGGGCCGUGCUCAUACGGGACAUGAGUAGGAAGUCGGGCACGCCGUCUCCAUUCAACCUCUUCACCAACCUCUUCUUCUUCGCCAAGGUGCUUUGCAAACAUGGAGGUAAGAUCUGCUCUACAGAGGGCCGGGACCUGAUGACUGAAGAGGAGGAUGCAGAGGGUCUGCCUGGGCCUGACCCCCGCUCUCUGGACAUACCAGCUCAUACCUCCCUGGGCUGGAUGAGGACCAACAAAAGGACACAGAUUCUACCUGAGGAUGGCCAGGCCCAGCCCCUCCCCUCCAGCUCCAGGCUGGCUGGCCAGGUGCGCGUGGAGCAAGUGACAGACUGGGCUGUGGUAGUCCAACGCUACCUGGCGCUGAGAGGACAGGGGGACAGAGCCAUGCAGGAGAGGGACCCUGGUACUGGCCCUGCCCAGCACCCUGACUGAUCCAGUCCAUCCAGAACCAGGACUCAGUAUCUCUGACUAACUCACCCACACUUGACUUAUUAGGCUGUAUCCUGAUUCUCCACCUUUCUCCCACAGUAUGCUCUUGCACACUUUCUGUCAUGGAUUUAACAAUAUUGGAAGCUCCUUCAAAUGAUUUAUCCAAUCCAAUGCUUUUAAAAUCCAUGUCAGAAAGUCUAAGUGCACACUGUGGGAGAAUGGUGGAGAAUUGGGAUGCAGCCUAAGAGCUUUACCCAGCAGUAUCCUUAGGACCUUAGCCAAGCCUUGUCGGGACCCAGCAUCUUUAGGAGCCUGCACACAGCUUAGCCCGACUCCCAGGACCCCAGCCUUGACAUUAACAUGAGCCUUGAAUACUUACUGGACAGUAUGACUCCAGCCCUGCCUUACCAAUGGCCCAAUUCUGCCAUGGCCUACUACAUCACAGCAACAACCUGUGAAACAGAACUACUAGCACCAAACACACUGCCUUUAUUAUCAGCUGUCCGUGUAUACAUUACUCUCACUCACAAUUGACCUGAUUGUCCACAAUGGUAAAUAACUUGUGAUCCAGUGCCCAGGGCCCAGUUUUUCAAAAGCUAUCUGAUUAAAUGCAAAGAAAUAGAAUAAAAAGAAAGGGCAUAUAAUUUAGUUAAAUGGGGUCGCCUGUUCUAUUCGUUCCAUUUCUAUGCAUUUAAUCCUCUCCGAUUGCGGAAAUCCGAUCAGAUAACUUUUGAAAAACUUGUCCCAGGCUAUGGUUUAUAGCGUGUAGCUUCUGAUAUUGUCCAGUAGAGGUCAGUAUUAGACAACUUUCUGUCAGGGUUGUUUGAUGAGCCGUGUGAGAGAUGUAUGAGCCUGUAAAAACAUGCGAGAGAGAAGAGUUGAUUUAUUAGGGAAAGAGGAUACCUAGUCAGUUGCACAACAGAAUGCAUUCAAUCAAAAUGUGUCUAACACAUUUAACCCAACCCCUCUGAAUCAGAGAGGUGCAGGGGGCUGUCUUAAUCCAGUUCAAUGGCACCGGGGAGCAGUUGUUGGGGGUUAAUGCCUUGCUCAAGGGCAGGACAGCAGAUUUUUCCACCUUGCCGCUCAGGAAUUCAAACAAGCCACCUUUCGGUUACUGGCCCAACACGCUUAACUGCUAGGCUACCUGCCGCACCACUAUUAUAGUGUAGUAUUGUACUAUCAUCAUUACUUUCAUGCGACAGUGCCUUGAUUAUGCGUGACGUAGCAUUUCAUUAUAAUAACACUUUUCUAGGGACAGUAUUGAGAAAAAAUGUGUUCUUUGACAAAUGAACCUGGUGUUACUGAAACUCCUGUUAUUUUUUUAACUCAAUGGCAGUAGAUAAGUGUCUGUCAGCUCUGCCAAACAGGACACCUACCUGGAGACUACAUGUCCACAUAAACCUCCUAUUUUACAAUAUACAUUAUAUCAUGCUUCCUUCUACAGUUAAAUAUGUUUUUAUAACAUUUUUAUGAAUAGUGUUUAUUGUAGUGACGUGUUUAGAGAAAAGUAUAAUUGUAUUAUCAUGAUAUAACAUGAGUUACUCAGUAAUUCCAUUACUUAAUGAAAAUGGUCAAACCUGUGAAAUAGAGCAAUAGGAGGUCAAACUGGUCUGCUUUCUCUGCCACAUCAUUUACUUUAUUAUGGGUCACUCCUUCUCCCCCCCUCUCUCUUUCUCUCUCUCCCCUCCCUUCCCUCUUCUAUCUUGACAUUAUGGCUAGGAGCUAGGAAACAGGCCUGUAAACGUAGUACCUUCCACUCUCUUUAUCAUUGAACUAAACUAAACGCUGCAGCCAACUGUGCUUCUUCCAUUAAUUACGCCAGAGAUACGGGGGGAAACCCUUCGCUCUUCUCAUUCUAUAAGAUUAACCUCGAGGAUGUUGUUUUUACCUGGUCAGACCAGGAUGAGUACAGUGUGCCCGGGGAGUGAGAUUGAUGUGUUUGAAGCAUAUAACAUAUAAGAAUUCACAAUGAAUAGGACUCAGCUUAACGUAACUCUAAACAGAGAAUGAAAAUAGGAGGUAAAUAACUCAGGGUGCAUUUUAAAUGGCACCCUAUUCCCCAUAUUUAUUCACUGCUUUUGACCAGAGCCCAUGAGGUCAUAGGGCUCUGGUCAAAAGUAGUGUGCUAUAUAGGGAAUAGGGUGCCAUUUGGGAUUCAAGCCCAAGUUUCUCAUCUUUCUCACCUCUUUGAGUGCCUUGCAGUAAUCACUGACUCUAAAAUGUCCAGACUUGUUGAGCCAACUUCUAUGGUUCAUAGAAACCUUUAAAAACAUAUGUAACCCCUCAUUCUAUUGUAUUGUUGAUAUGUUUUAUACAACCUAAACUUCAAUAAAGUUUUAAGUCUG